UGGCUGUGAGUGACGGCUCGGCCGGCCAAUCGCCGCGGCCUUCUCCAUCCCGGAGGUAAUUUGGAGUGAGCGUGCGCGCGCGCGCGUGCAUGCGCCCAUGUGUCUGCACCCGCGAGUCCUCCGCCCCGCACAUUCGCAGGCGCCCGAUGUGCACAGAUGUGGCGUGCAGUGUCCGCGGACACGCUAGCGCGCGAGUGUGCGCGGCCGCAGGGGCGCGCAGCCGUCCGGAUGGAGCCCCGGCCCCCCCGCAGUCCCCUCCCGUGAAGAAUGGGCUUGCGAGGCGCUUUCGGAUUCAUGUCGAAACCUGCAGCAGGGGAAGAAGCCGAGAGAUGUGAUCGUGCUUCUCCGCAAUCGGGGCGCUCCCCGCCGGAAGCCAUGGUCUGCAGGUAGGAGGCGUGACCUCGUGGCCGCCCCCGAGGAUGGAGAGAUAAGACUCCGCCCAGCGGCCCGCGCCACCGAGAGCCGCCGCCCCGGCGGGCGGGCCUGAGUCCCGGACAUGGAGCACCACCGGGAGGCGGAGAUGGGGCUGCGGAGGGGCCCCAGCCCGCCCCGGGCCGGCAGGAGCCCCGACGCGGACGGGGACCGGGCGCUGAGCCACAGCUGCUGCAUCUGCGGGAAGAGCUUCCCCUUCCAGAGCUCGCUGUCGCAGCACAUGCGCAAGCACACGGGGGAGAAGCCCUACAAGUGCCCGUACUGCGGCCACCGCGCGUCCCAGAAGGGCAACCUGAAGAUCCACAUCCGCGGCCACCGUACGGGGACCCUGGGCCAGGGCCGCGAGCCGGCCGCCGGGGAGCCGCGCGCAGCCGAGGGCCUGGGCGGCUGCGCCAGCCCCACCGAGAGCACGUCCGCCUGCAGCCAGAUCCUGAACGGGGCCUCGCCGGCGGGCGGCGGCAAGAUCCUGCUGAGGAGCAGCAGGAAGGAGGCCGAGGGCGCCCCGGAGGAGGGCAAGGCGGCGCCGGCCCCGUGCGCCUUCUGCAAGAGCAAGUUCCCGCGCAGGAAGGACCUGGAGCAGCACAUGCAGCAGGCGCACCGGCCCUUGGCCUGCCGGCUCUGCAGCUACGUGGCGCCCCGCGAGGAGGCGCUGCUGAGCCACGUGGAGAAGGAACACGUGACGGCGCUGGGGCCCCCGGGGGGCGCGGGCGCGGCCGCGGAGAACGGCAAGCCCGAGCUGCCGCCCGGCGAGUUCCCCUGCGAGGUGUGCGGCCAGGCCUUCAGCCAGACCUGGUUCCUGAAGGCGCACAUGAAGAAGCACCGCGGCUCCUUCGACCACGGCUGCCACAUCUGCGGCCGCAGGUUCAAGGAGCCGUGGUUCCUGAAGAACCACAUGAAGGCGCACGGCCCCCGGCUGGGCAGCAAGGGCAGGCCUCGCGGCGAGCUGGACCCGGUGGCCACCAUCAACGACGUGGUGCAGGAGGAGGCCAUCGUGGCCGGCCUGUCGCUCUACGAAGUCUGCACCAAGUGCGGGAACCUGUUUACAAACCUGGACAGCUUGAACGCGCACAACGCUGUCCACCGGCGCGCGGUGGCCAGCCGGACGAGGGCCCCGGGCGCGGCGGGCGCCGCCCCCGCCUCGCAGCGGCUCUUCCUCCAGUGCCUGAACCUGCGGCCCGCGGGGGCGGCGCCGGCCCACAGUCAGGCCGGCCGGCGGGUGGCCGAGCUGGACCCGGUCAGCAGCUACCAGGCCUGGCAGCUGGCCACGCGGGGCAAGGUGGCCGAGCCGGCCGAAUACCUCAAGUAUGGCGCCUGGGAUGAGGCGCUGGCCGGGGACGUGGCCUUCGACAAGGAGCGGCGCGAGUUCGUCCUGGUGACCCAGGAGAAGCGCAAGCGUGAGCCCGAUCCGGGCGCGCCGGGGCCCCCGCGCAAGAAGGCGGGCGUGCCCGGGGACGAGGGCGACUCCGCCUCCCAGCCCAGCAGCCCGGGCUCGGCCUGUGCGGCCGCCGACUCCCCAGGCUCCGGCCUGGCCGAUGAGGCCGCGGAGGAGAGCGGAGACGAGGGCUUGGCCGACCCUGCACCAGCGCUGCUGAGUUGGGGAGGCUUCCGGGCUCCUCCCGGUGUCCGGGCCACCGCGCAGACGCUGCCAGUGUGCGGUGAGUGUGCCCGCCUGGGCUGGGCUGGCGGAACGACCGGCUGCCAAGCCCAGCGGACCGCUGCCUCCGUGGAGCAGCCCAGUCGGCGGCCGAGGCGCUGA
Condylura cristata (star-nosed mole) is the source of this 2188-nucleotide messenger RNA. It is a transcript of the gene ZNF516, whose product is annotated as zinc finger protein 516. The transcript has 4 exons. Gene Ontology annotation, molecular function: RNA polymerase II cis-regulatory region sequence-specific DNA binding; DNA-binding transcription factor activity, RNA polymerase II-specific. NCBI's taxonomy places the organism in Eukaryota, Metazoa, Chordata, Mammalia, Eulipotyphla, Talpidae. Gene Ontology annotation, cellular component: nucleus. The record is from RefSeq and is a predicted model, not a curated record. Gene Ontology annotation, biological process: regulation of DNA-templated transcription. Bases 497 to 2188 code for a protein of 563 amino acids.